Scedosporium apiospermum is the source of this 1734-nucleotide messenger RNA. RefSeq lists its product as uncharacterized. The transcript is spliced from 2 exons. The record is from RefSeq and is a predicted model, not a curated record. The coding region runs from base 1 to 1734 and encodes 577 amino acids. Lineage: Eukaryota; Fungi; Ascomycota; Sordariomycetes; Microascales; Microascaceae.
AUGCCCUCCCCCCAACAACACCCUGCCGACCGCCGUUCAUGCCGCUCACCCUUUCCAAUCAAUGAGCCUUUCGAGCCGUACCGAUACGAGCCUCUUCCGUCCCCACGCAGCAUCCGACUUGUAAUCCUGAGACCAGCCUUGACCUUCCAACACCCGCUUCGGUGUUCCCUCAGAGUUGUCUCGCUCGAUGAGCCCCCGACCUAUGAAGCCUUGUCCUAUGUCUGGGGAUCCCCGCAAGGCACACGGCCCAUUCGGUGCAAUGGCCGUGAGAUCCUCGUGACGCCUAACUGCGAGGACGCCCUCCGCAAUCUGCGCAUCGCCCAUCGGCCGCGCGCGCUCUGGAUCGACGCCAUCUGUAUUGACCAGGAAUCAAUGGCCGAGAAGAGCGUCCAGGUUCCUCUUAUGGGCGACAUCUACCGGCUCGCAAAGCAAGCCAUCGUCUGGCUCGGCCCAUCCGUGGAUGGGCUAUCCGGGACCCUCAUGCGCCUCAAUCUGAUCGGCAAAAUUCACUUUGAAAUGUCCACGGACCCUUUAUCGGAGCGCAAGAAACGCCGGGCAAAUAAAAUACUACCUCGUGGCGAGGUUGAUCGUAUCUGCCGCAUCUGCUCCAACGAGUGGUUCCAGCGCAUCUGGACCUUCCAGGAGUUCAUGCUCUCUAGUCAUGUCGUUUUUAUGCUGGGACGGGCUCAGUGCCGCCCACGCGGGCUCUACACCAUGUACCACUACGGGCGCGAGCUGAUGGACCACGACACUGCGCAGGCUUUCGAGCUGAAGAGUUACCUCCUCCGGUACUUCCACGAUGAGGAAUUCAGUGCAAUAUCGUCAUUGCUGGACCUCGCAAUCUUGAACCGCGCCACCGAUCCCCGGGACAAGGCGUACGGCUUCGCGGCAUUUCUCCAGCAGAAGAUCUCCCGGGUUCCCCCCUUCGAUGUUGACUACUCAAAGUCCGUUGCCGAAGUCUAUACGGACUUUAGCUGGCGCUUUAUGUGUGCUGUUCAGAGUGCUGGGAUCCUUUCACUUGUGCCGACAGGGCAGGAAGCGGGCGGCUGGCCGUCGUGGGUGCCUGACCUACGCGAUCCGGCCCUCAUAAAGCGGGACAGGUGCGACUGGAUCGACUGCAGCUGCGAGAGGAGACUCACAGGUGAUGAGCAAAAGAGAGAAUUUAAGACAAUUAGCUUCUCGGAACCAGCGACCUUAAGCAUAGGUGCCAAGCACUGUGCUAUAAUAGACCUUAUCGGUCCGACGAUGCCGCGCCCGGAAGGCAGGCACAACCACGAUGGGGUCUAUACGGAGAACAGCCAGUCGUGCCCCGGACUAUCGAGCUGGAUCUCCUUCGUAGAUUCGCUCGAUGAAAAGUCAGCUGCACUUUCGGGCCUGAGGUUCUUGCUUCAACUGACUCCGGGCUUGACGCGCUGGGACAUCGUCCCAGAGGGCCGAGCAGUACCAGAAAGGGAAAAGGAGGGCUGGGGCCGGUGGCACAAGUAUCAGACCAGCUUGGACGGGUGUACCAUAUUUUCGACUGCGACGGGACAGAUCGGGGUUUGCAAAGGCGAGGUUAUACCCGGGGAUCACAUUUUCCUGCUCGCAACGGCGAAUCAUCCUUUCGUCUUGCGCCGCGUUGGAGAGUCAUUUCGUGUGGUUGGCUCCAUCAGUAUCCUUGGUCUAGGUGUCCAUGGCUGGAAGUCAGUGAGAUUCACUGACAGCGAUGGAGUUAAGAAAAUCAACAUUGUCUAG